Messenger RNA from Sinocyclocheilus anshuiensis, 834 nucleotides. RefSeq names its product 26S proteasome non-ATPase regulatory subunit 14. NCBI's taxonomy places the organism in Eukaryota, Metazoa, Chordata, Actinopteri, Cypriniformes, Cyprinidae. The record is from RefSeq and is a predicted model, not a curated record. Gene Ontology annotation, molecular function: protein binding; metallopeptidase activity. The coding region runs from base 114 to 743 and encodes 209 amino acids. The transcript is spliced from 8 exons.
UAACCAUGUUGUGGUACAUUUCACGCUGGUAAUUCUGGCUGAUUCAUUGUAGUCGGGCUGAAACUCAGCAGGCGCUCACAAAUUAUCUCUUUCUUAUUGCACAGAUCUAAGGAAUGGACCGGCUUUUGAGGCUUGGAGGGGGAAUGCCCGGACUCAGCCAGGGUCCUCCCACAGAUGCCCCCGCUGUGGACACAGCUGAACAGGUGUACAUCUCCUCACUCGCCCUGCUGAAGAUGCUGAAACAUGGCCGUGCUGGUGUGCCCAUGGAAGUCAUGGGCCUGAUGCUGGGAGAGUUUGUGGACGAUUACACCGUACGUGUGAUUGACGUGUUUGCCAUGCCGCAGUCAGGAACGGGUGUGAGCGUUGAGGCCGUGGACCCUGUUUUUCAAGCCAAGAUGUUAGACAUGUUAAAGCAGACGGGAAGGCCUGAGAUGGUGGUGGGCUGGUACCACAGUCACCCUGGUUUUGGCUGCUGGUUGUCAGGUGUGGACAUUAACACACAGCAGAGUUUUGAGGCGCUGUCGGAACGCGCUGUCGCAGUAGUGGUCGAUCCCAUCCAGAGCGUCAAGGGAAAGGUAACAGCUGUAGAGGAAGAAGACAAGAUGACUCCUGAGCAACUUGCCAUUAAGAACGUUGGAAAACAGGAUCCCAAACGGCAUUUGGAAGAGCAUGUGGAUGUUCUUAUGACAUCCAAUAUUGUGCAGUGCCUCGCAGCAAUGUUGGAUACUGUUGUGUUCCAGUGAUUUCCCUCUCCGUCUCUCUCUGUCUGUGCAUAAAUGUUCAUAUUCUACAACUGUUUUGUCUUUUUAAGAAAUAAACACAAAAUUCCAGUAA